GAAGAAUUGAGCGCUCAGUCGAUACAUGUUCAAUGUGUUUAUCUUCAUUUAAAUAUCUCAGCUGAAGAAAGACGUGACGUCACUGGAGACAAAACUGAUGGAGAGAGACGACAGGUUACAGGAGCUGGAAAAGGUUUCCUGUCAAUCUUCAGUGUGUGUGACUGAUGGGACCUCCACAGAAUGUCAGGAUUCAGUGUGGAGCGGCAGAGAUCAGUCCACACCACAGCGACUGCUGGACAAACUCUCUGAACAGAGAUCCAGAGACACACAGGACUCACAGCUCACUUUACUCUGUUCUACUGACGGUAAUCAGGGUGAUCAAACCUCCACAGAGUCUCUGACUUCUGUCUGUAACGCUGGAGAACAGCAGAUGCUGCAGAUACCAGUGAAGAUUGAAGUGAAACUGGAGGAGAUAAAAGAAGAAACCACUGAAGAGGAAAAAAAUAGAGAAGAUGCUGAUUUUAUUUCUUCAGAUCUGAUGGAAUUAAAAGAGGAAAUUCAAGAACUGAAUGAAGUGGAGGAAAAACAUCAGUAUCAGAGUGGCUCAAAGACUAAGAAGAAUUUUACACCAAAAAAGCCUCAAAGAAGAGCAGCCAAAAAUGCAUUCAUCUGCUCUCAGUGUGGAAAGAGUUUCACAUGUAAAAGUCAUCUUAAUAGACACAUGAGAGUUCACACAGGAGAAAGACCAUACAAGUGCAAUCAGUGUGGAAAAAGUUUUUCAUCUGUAUACUAUUUCAAGAAUCAUCUCCGCUUUCACUCUGGAGAAAAAACAUUUGAAUGUGAUCAGUGUGGUAAAACAUUUGUUUUGAAUUCAGUCCUAAAACAACAUCUGAAAACACACACAAAUGAGAAGCCUAAGUGUUCUUUUUGUGGGAAGAGUUUUGCAUGCCUGUCCAAUUUAAAAGAGCAUCAGACAAUACAUACCGGUGAGAGUGCUCAUAUGUGCUCUGAAUGUGGGAAGAUCUUUACAACAGCUGGCAACUUGAAACAGCACCAAAGAAUCCAUACUGGAGAAAAACCUUACAAGUGCUCACACUGUGGAAAGAGUUUCACUCAGUCACAAGACCUGAAAAAACACAAGAGAAUUCAUACUGGAGAUAACCCUUACAAGUGCUCACACUGUGGAAAAAGUUUCACUUUGUCACAAGACCUGAAAAAACACAAGAGAAUCCAUACUGGAGAAAAACCAUACAUUUGCUCACACUGUGGAAAGAGUUUCACUCAGUCACAAACUCUGAAAACACAUGAGAGAAUCCAUACUGGAGAAAAACCAUACAUUUGCUCACACUGUGGAAAGAGUUUCUCUCAGUCACAAAACCUGAAAACACAUGAGAGAAUUCAUACUGGAGAAAAACCUUACAAGUGCUCACACUGUGGAAAGAGUUUCACUCUGUCACAAAACCUGAAAACACAUGAGAGAAUUCAUACUGGAGAAAAACCAUUCCACUGCUCUUCAUGUGGGAAACGUUUAAGAGCAGCAAGUGCUUUAUGGAAACAUGUAAAAAAGAACUGUCAAAGUGAGCAAAAGUCAUCUUCAGUUCCAACAAAAUCAAGUAAAUAGUUGGAAAUUCAAAUAAACACAAAGACCCUGAUACAACACUACAUCACCCAGACAUCUAUUUAAUGUGUGUGUACAUCUGGAAGAAUAAUUUUUUGGGGGAUUGUUUGUUCAACAGCAAUAUUUCUAUAAGAUGUUUCCUCUCGGAUGUCAAUAAGACAUUCAGCAGAUGUCUUUAUGAUGUUUAUGAUUUAGAAUGUUCGUAAAUCUGAUCUUUCUAAGAUGUUCAGCAGAUGUUAACGGGGGGAGUUUUCACACUGGCAGUUUAAUCCAAAUUAGAGCACAGUUCAUUAGAAAGGUUGGUAAUGUGAAAGCUGUAUUGCAGACCAUGAUUCCUAACCCGGGACUACCUUUAGGAGGUUGUCUGAGUUUGUUUGCAAUAGAACUGUGACAUGGUUCGCAUGAGCGAGAAAGCAAACUGUACUCAGGCCAACACUUGUUCAGCAAGUAAAAUAAAUUGUGCAUAUGUUAUUCUGACAUAAGCAUAAUGACAUCAUCAAUUGCACAAAAUGAAACACACACGUGCACCAUGAGUGGAAGGGAACGCUUUUGGACACAAAAGAGACAAGGUGCCUUUUAUAUACAGUGGAUAUAAAAAAGUCUACACACCCCUGUUAAAAUGCCAGGUUCUUGUGAUGUAAAAGAAUGAGACAAAGAUAAAUCAUGUCAGAACUUUUUCCACCUUUAAUGUGACCUAUAAUGUGAACAAUUCUAUUGAAAAACAAACUGAAAUAUUGUGAAAAAACUCACAAUAGCCUGGUUGCAUAAGUUUGCACACCCUCUUAUAACUGGGAUGUGUUCUGUGUUCAGAAUUAUCCAAUCACAUUCAAAGUCAUGUUAAAUAGAAGUCAUUACACACCUGCCAUCAUUUAAAGUGACUCUGAUUAAUCACAAAUACAUUUCAGCUGUUCUAGUAGGAUUUUCCUGACAUUUUCAUAGUUGCAUCUCAGAGCAAAAGCUUUUGUCCGCAGAGAGCAUCAGACAGAUCUCAUUGUUGAAAGAUAUCAGUCAGGAGAAGAGUACAAAAGAAUUUCCAAAGCAUUAUAUAUACCAUGGAACACAGUGAAGACAGUCAACAUCAAGUGGAGAAAAUAUGGCACAACAGAGACAUAACCAAGAACUGGACAUCCCUUCAAAAUUGAUGAAAAGACGAGAAGAAAACUGGUCAGGGAUGCUUCAAAGAGGCCUACAGCAACAUUAAAGUAACUGCAGGAAUUUCUGGCAAGUACUGGCUGUGUGGUACAUGUGACCAUAAUCUCCCAUAUUUUUCAUAUGAAUGGGCUAUGGGGUAGGGUGGCAAGAUGGAAGCCUUUUCUUACAAAGAAAAACAUCCAAGCCCGGCUGAAAAUUGCAAAAACAAACAUCAAGUCUCCCAAAAGCACGUGGGAAAAUGUGUUAUGGUCUGAUGAAACCAAGGUUGGAAUUUUUGGCCAUAAUUCCAAAAGGUAUGUUUGGUGCAAAAACAACACUGCACAUCACCCAAAGAACACCAUACCCACAGUGAAGCAUGGUGGUGGCAGCAUCAUGCUUUGGGGCUGUUUUUCUUCAGCUGGAACUGGGGCCUUAGUCGGGGUGGAGGGAAUUAUGAACAGUUCCAAAUACCAGUCAAUUUUGGCACAAAACCUUCAGGCAUCCGUUAGAAAGCUGAAGAGGAAGUUCACCUUUCAGCAAGACAACAACUCAAAGCACACAUCCAAAUCCACAAAAGCAUGGCUUCACCAGAAUAAGAUUAACGUUUUGGAAUGGCCCAGCCAGAGCCCAGACCUGAAUCCAAUUGAACAUCUGUGGGGUGUUCUGAAGAGGGCUGUGCACAGGAGAUGUCCUCGCAAUCUGACAGAUUUGGAGCACUUUUGCAAAGAAGAGUGGGCAAAUAUUGCCACGUCAAGAUGUGCCAUGCUAAUAGACUCCUACCCAAAAAGAUUGAGUGCUGUAAAAAAAUCAAAAGGUGCUUCAACAAAGUAUUAGUUUAAGGGUGUGCACACUUAUGCAACCAGGUUAUUGUGAGCUUUUUUAUUUUUCCCCUUCAAAGAGUUUAGAUUGUUUUUCAAUUGAAUUGUUCAUGUUAUAGGUCACAUUAA
This is a messenger RNA of Xyrauchen texanus (razorback sucker), 3636 nucleotides long. RefSeq names its product zinc finger protein 501-like. NCBI's taxonomy places the organism in Eukaryota, Metazoa, Chordata, Actinopteri, Cypriniformes, Catostomidae. Bases 98 to 1561 code for a protein of 487 amino acids. The record is from RefSeq and is a predicted model, not a curated record. Gene Ontology annotation, molecular function: RNA polymerase II cis-regulatory region sequence-specific DNA binding; DNA-binding transcription activator activity, RNA polymerase II-specific. Gene Ontology annotation, biological process: regulation of transcription by RNA polymerase II. Gene Ontology annotation, cellular component: nucleus. The transcript has 4 exons.